AUGUCUGGUUAUGGGCAGAAUUACAUGGGAGGAGGAGGAGGAGGAGGUGGAGGAGGAGGUGGAGGUUUCUCUAACUCCAAUGGCUCGCAAUACGGAGGAGGAGGAGGAGGAGGGAGCAUUCCUCCACCAGGCAAGGAUGAUGAGAGGUGGGUUCCUGACGACGCGACGAUCUCAGUUACGAAGCUGUUUGUCGGUGGAUUGAGCUGGGAUACUGUCGAAGAUGACCUGAGAGAUUAUUUUGGCAAAUAUGGGACAGUUGAAAAUGUGAACCUCAAGACUGACCCUAUGACUGGACGUUCCCGAGGCUUUGCAUUUGUCGUAUUCACUGACCAGUCACCAGUGGAAGCGGUACUAUCAGAACCAGUUCAUACCAUCAAGGGUAAGCAGGUUGACCCAAAGAGAGCCAAGGCCAAAACGGGUAAAAUCUUUGUUGGUGGCAUUCCAUCAGAGGUCUCUGAUGAUGAGAUCAAAGAGUUCUUCUCACAAUUUGGCAAGAUAGUGGAGGUGGAAAUGCCUUUUGACAAGAUGCGGAAUCAGAGGAAGGGCUUCUGUUUUAUCACAUAUGAGACGGAAGAUGUUGUCAGAGAACUUGUCAAAACUCCUAAGCAGUACCUUGGUGGAAAAGAGGUGGAUGUGAAGCGAGCCACACCAAGAGGUGAACAAGGUGCAGGUGGUGGUGGUGGUUUUAACAGCCCCCCAAUGCGUGGAGGACGAGGAGGGGGUUUCAUGGGAGGAAUGAGAGGUGGGCGAGGUGGUGCACGAGGUGGCCGAGGUGGAUAUGGAGGAGGUGGUGGUGGUGGGGGUGGUAAUUGGGGUGGAUAUGGUGGAUAUGGAGGAGGCUAUGGUGCAAGUUCUGAUGGUUACAGUGGAGGGUAUGGUGGUGAUGGAGGAUCUGGUGGUUAUGGCGGAAGCAGCUAUGAUUAUGGCAGUGGUGGUGGUGGUUAUGGGAAUUAUGGAUAUGGAAGCACUGGGACUGGUGCUGGAGCUGGAGGAGCUGCUGCUCCCAGUGGGGGUUAUGGCGCUGGAGGAUAUGGAGCCGGAGGAGGUGGUGGAGGAGGAGGUGGGUACAGUGGUGGGUAUGGGAACUCCGGUGGGAGUUAUGGAGACAGUCAGGAUUACACUCAAGAUCCUAUGGAAGGAGACCACAAUGAGGAAUCCCAGAAUGGGAUGAUGACAGAAAUGAAUCACAAUGAAGAAGAUGGCAGUGACAGUCAGGCUUCUGCCAACACACCUGGGAAAGAUGAUGACAGAAAACUCUUUGUUGGUGGACUUUCAUGGCAGACUGGCGAGAGAGAGUUGAGGGAGUACUUUGGGAAGUAUGGUGAAGUGGACAGUGUGAAUGUGAAGACAGACCCCACGACGGGUAGAUCUCGAGGCUUUGCAUUUGUCGUCUUCAAGGAGCAGAAUGCAGUGGAGCAGGUCCUUGCGCAAAAUGGACACACCAUCAAUGGGAAGACAGUAGACCCCAAGCGAGCCAAAGCCAAGACAGGCAAGAUCUUUGUUGGUGGUCUCCCUUCUGAGCUCUCUGAUGAUGAGAUCAAGGCCCACUUUUCCCAGUUUGGCAAGAUUGUUGAAGUGGAAAUGCCAUUUGACAAGUUGAGAAACCAGCGAAAGGGAUUCUGUUUCAUUACCUAUGAAACAGAAGACAUUGUCAAGGAACUCAUCAAGACCCCUAAACAGACUCUUGGAGGAAAGGAGGUUGAUGUGAAGAGAGCAACACCCAAGGCAGACCCAUGGAAUCCAUGGGGAAUGGGAGGUCGAGGUGGAUUUGGUUUCCGUGGAAGGGGUGGACCCCCAGGGCGUGGAGGAAGAGGUGGCUGGGGGGGAGGUGGGUGGGGCGGAGGAUACGGCGGUGGAUAUGGAGGAGGAUAUGGUGGUGGAUAUGGUGGAUAUGGGGGAGGAUAUGACGGCUAUGGUGGCUAUGGUGGAUAUGGGGGAUAUGGUGGAGGAUACGACUACUAUGGGUGUGGAGGAGGAUAUGGGGAUGGUGGGUACGGAGGGGGUGGAUAUCGAGGUGGAGCUGGAGGUGGAAAGGCACCCCGGGGACGAGGGGGACCCCGGGCUCAACCAUAUUGAAAGUUCCUUCUAAGAAGGUUCCCUGGACCAGUGCCUCUAAUGGCAUACAGUAUAUCAUCUGUGAAUUUCCUUUUGUUCAACUCAGUUGAAGCGAGUUUGAUGAUUUUUUUUAGUGUCUUGUGAUGGACAAGAAGAUCAUGUGGACUUCUUAUCUGUGGUGUGUCCUUGGUCCUCGAAAUAAAAUUGUUUUCAUAGGUUUA
Darwinula stevensoni is the source of this 2276-nucleotide messenger RNA. The record is from the annotation of a GenBank genome assembly. NCBI's taxonomy places the organism in Eukaryota, Metazoa, Arthropoda, Ostracoda, Podocopida, Darwinulidae.